GUCCAGAGACAUAAUUACCGCGGUAGCAGCACACUGCACUCAACUUGUUCUCGCGAUGGAAGAGCGUGGGGGUCUACCGACCACGGACACGAGCUACAGCGACGACACCGAGCUGCGCGAGGUGUUUGUCCUGCUCGACCGCGACUGUGACCUGGAGCUGGACUUCGACGAGCUGAAGACGGCUGUGCGGGCGCUGGGCCUUGCCGUGAGCGAGGCCGAUAUGGAGGAAGUACGUGAGGAACUCGAGGCGUGCACGGGACGCACGAGCGUCGACUAUGUGGGCUUCCUGUCGGUGCUGGCCAAGCUAGAGUUCGGACACCUUCGGCAGCCCGAGCUCAACAAUGCGCAGGAAAGGGAGACGCGCAGGGCGCUUCAUAUACUCGACCCCAAUGGCACUGGCUUGGUGAGUGCCCGCGACGUUCGCUGGCUACUGACGACCAUUGGGGAGAAGCUCAGCCCCGAGGAAGUCGACCAGGUCCUGGGCGAGUUGGGACGCCGCGACGAAGGUGACGACCGCGUGCCUUACAAGGACCUUGUCGACAUGCUUUUCAGGGACGGCUGAGUGAUCACAAAGCUGCACUUCUAUUUAGAUAAGGCGGUUUGUAUACUCUUCAAUUGACCUGUCAAUAAAGGGCGUACGUUAAUAAA
Molecule: messenger RNA, 648 nt
Organism: Rhipicephalus sanguineus (brown dog tick)
Lineage: Eukaryota; Metazoa; Arthropoda; Arachnida; Ixodida; Ixodidae
Product: calmodulin-beta
Exons: 2
Coding region: 56-562 (168 amino acids)
Cellular component (GO): myosin II complex
Molecular function (GO): calcium ion binding
Source: RefSeq, a predicted model, not a curated record